Molecule: messenger RNA, 736 nt
Organism: Harmonia axyridis
Lineage: Eukaryota; Metazoa; Arthropoda; Insecta; Coleoptera; Coccinellidae
Gene: ATPsynG
Product: ATP synthase subunit g, mitochondrial
Exons: 2
Coding region: 359-658 (99 amino acids)
Biological process (GO): proton motive force-driven ATP synthesis
Molecular function (GO): proton transmembrane transporter activity
Source: RefSeq, a predicted model, not a curated record
AAAAUCUUCCGGUGAAUUGUGAAUGAAGGUUUCGCCAUUGAACAAUAGAUGACUCUGAUGGCAGUAAUAUAAUCUUCUGGGUGAUCAAUAACGAAAUGAAUGAAUAUUCUGAAUUUUGGUGAAAAUAAUCGUGGAUCUCAUAAUAAUAAUUAAAAUUUCGGUAGAUACCGAAUUUUAAAGAGAAAUGAUCACUUAUCUCUGACCUGACAAAUGACAUAAUUGAUUAGAUUGUCUAUGAUGUAAAGUCGUAUGUCGUUUUUUAAAGAAAUUUGACAGAAGACCCAUUGAACAUUAGAUAUUAGAUAACUAAUCAGUACCAAGUGAAUAUUAUAUUUAAUAUUCAUCAUAUUAUUCAAUCAUGGCAUCACUAGCUAGCAAAGUUGGUCCUUUAGCAGCCAGAUUACUUGAAGAAGCCCGACCAAAAUUCGAUGUAUUUAUGAAAUACGCUAAAGUUGAACUUGCUCCACCAACUCCAGCGGAUAUACCUCAAAUAAGAUCAGGUAUUGCUAAAAUAGUACAAAGUGCAAAGGCUGGUGCUUGGAAGCAAACCACUGUUCGUGAAGCAUGGUUGAACACAAUGGUAACAGUAGAGGUACUCUGCUGGUUUUAUGUUGGUGAAUGUAUAGGCAAACGUCACAUUGUUGGCUAUCAUGUUUAAACCAAUUUGAAUCAAUAAUUAUUGUAGUUUAUUGUAAUAUGUCCACUGUCGAAAUUAAAAGUCGGAAAUAGACCAGUA